AUGGAGACGCCCGACUCGCUCUUCUCGGGUCCACCGACGCCGUCUGCUGCCACGACGGGCUCGCCAGCGCCCGAAGACGGUCCUCCUCCCUCAACCUCGUCGAAACCGAUGGCAGCUCCAGCGUUCGUUCCCCGCGCUGUGGGCAAGCGACGAGCACCCGCAGCGAAAUCUACCUCUGCAGCGACUCUCGCAAGCCAGUCCAUCGGCGCCUCGAAGCCCGCCGUCUCUUCCAGCGGCUCCUCCCUCCCCACCUCUCGACCGAUUCCCACCGCCUCAACCAGCACACCUUCGGAUGCCAGGCCGCCGAAGCUGUCGCGAGAAGAGCAGGACCGGCUCGAGGCGAUCUUGUGCGCGGUCGAGGCGGCGCUGUCGGAUUGGGGGAUGAGCGCUCAUCGAGCGGACGGCGUGUUGGACAAGUUCAGGGAGGCGAAGGAGGCUGGACGGGAAGGCCUCAUUCACGUCUCGCAGAUUCUCACCUUCCCGCCUGUCCGUGCGCUCUCGAAUACGCUGAUGGACGUCCAGCGAGCCGUCAAGCUGCGAGACUCGCACAUCAUCAAGGUCGACGACAGUGGCUUCCAGGUCGGCCGGAAGGAGCAGCCUGAUGUCGACAGGCUGGCAGCGAUGGAGCCGGCAGACUGGGACGAGAUGAUCAUCUACCUUGAAAACAUCCCGCUCACCCUCGCCAAUACCAACGACCGAUCCGCCUCGCUUUUCCUCUCUUCCGCACUCGCAACGCCCGUCCAGCGCCUUCUUCUCCCGCCUCUCUUCGACCCGAACGACCCACCAGAUCUGAACGAAGAUACGGACGUGCAGACACAAGAGCAAGCUUUCGCCCAGGCCCGUGCAGCAGCCGCAGGGAACCUCAAGAAGCCGCCUCGACCUCUGCCAAAGAGCGGAGGGCCGUUCAAGGGCUUUGCAUUUGCUGUGCUGAGGAGCGAGGAAGAGGUCGAGCGGGUGCUGCGAGAGUUCCCCUGGGACCGGAAGGGAGGGGGUCGAACGGAAGACGCUGACGGAGACGAGGCGAAUGACGAGAAGGAAGGCGAGGAGGACGAGGCGAUGGUGAAUGGAGAUCCUGAAAAGGCGGAGGAUGCGGCUGAAGCGGCGCCGAAGCAGUACAAGAAGAAGGGCAAGAAGGAGAAGUUGUCGCCGACGGAGAUCGCGAGACGAAGCGGGACGCGGGCGCUGAGCUAUACCCGAUGGCUCGAGCUGAAGAAGGAAUACCUCGCGUACCGACGCACGCUCGAGACGCUUCUCGAAGCGCAAGCGUCCGGCGAGCUCAGCCAGCUUCGAUACCCACGAGCUCCCCGCGACAUCCCACCACACCUCCAGCAGUCUCGCGAACCGAAUCGGCCGGAUCCGCCUAGUCGACCGCAGGGUCCCUCGCCUGCUGGUUCCCGCGGGACUAAGCGUGCCCCUUCACCUCCUUCUUCAUCUUUCGACACUCCUUCGAACUAUACCAAGCGCUCGAAGCGGGCGUCAUCGCCGUCAGCAGUCCGCACGCCCUCGCCGUCUCUCGACCUCGAGUCUGACGCAGCACUCGACAUCGAGGGCGCUUAUCCCGAAGGCGUCGUGUUGUGGAUCCGCAACGUGCAUGAGAAGAGCAACAAGAACUCGCUCAAGGCACUUUUUGGAGGCUUGCUCGAGCAGUUGCAGGAGGGCAGUGGGAAAGGGAUCGAGUUUGUCGAUUUUGAGAAGGGGCUGGAUACGUGCCACGUACGAUGCUCGAACGCCCAGCUCGCCUCCCUCCUGCACGACCACCUCGUCUCCCUUCCCUCGCUCCAUCUCUCUCCGCAAGUCCUCACCCCGGUCGGCACGCUCUCGCCGAAAUCUCUCGCCGCAGCCGAGAACGACUCGCGACGACCGCUUAUGUCUGAGCUGCUGAACGGCGAGCGGGAACGGCGAUACUGGUCGAAUGUGCCCGAGUCGACAAGGCGGAACGCGCGAAAGGCCGCGGGUGGAAGAGUGGGCUUGUUGAAGGAGCCGAAGGACCGCGUCGGUGCUGGAACGACGGGGAAGAGGAGGAACGGCGACGAGGAGGACGGGCGGACAGGAGGAGGUCAGCCGAAGAAGCGCAAACGACCGUCGCGGCUGUGA
Molecule: messenger RNA, 2094 nt
Organism: Rhodotorula toruloides NP11
Lineage: Eukaryota; Fungi; Basidiomycota; Microbotryomycetes; Sporidiobolales; Sporidiobolaceae
Exons: 6
Coding region: 1-2094 (697 amino acids)
Biological process (GO): telomerase catalytic core complex assembly
Molecular function (GO): telomerase RNA binding
Source: RefSeq, a predicted model, not a curated record